CUUAAGGCCAUAAACGCAACUGAUCCAGAGUGUCUUUGAUGCAAGUGAACAUGACAAAAUCCCUACAUGUGUUGAGAAAGCAAACAGUCUCUCAAAGAUGAAACCUAUCGACGAGCCUGCAGAGCAGAACAGAAGUGGAAAGAGCCUUUGAUCCCCAGUGCUUAUGAUGGGACUUGAUGUUUUCUGCUGUUAUAGCUGAGAGGACUAGUGAUGAGGGGGCGAUACACUGAGUCUAUUCAGCUUCAGAGGCAUAGCUUAAAAGAGAGACAGUGCAUCAUCUGUAAGGUGUGGGUGGAGCUGUGGCCUCUGGCUGUCUGCUCUCAGUUCAUCCGUUCUCAACCAGACUUAUCGUCUGUGGCGUUUUUUCAUCAGACUCAGCAAUAGGUGUUGUUUCCUGUAGCCAGCUAUGGCACCAGGGGAUGUGGUGCCAGACCAUGCCAAGCAACUGAAGUCCAAGGACAAGCGGCCUGGAAACAGGGCAUCAAAAGCAGAGUGUGAGCCUGAUGGCUCCUUUGUUUUCGAGGCUCACGAGGCUUGGAAGGACUUCCAUAACUCCCUCAGGCACUUUUACGAAGUGGGGGAGCUCUGUGAUGUCACGCUGAAGGUUGGCAGUAGGUUGAUACCAUGCCACAAGCUCGUGCUUGCUUGCGUUAUCCCUUACUUCAGGGCCAUGUUCCUGUCAGAGAUGUCGGAGGCCAAACAGGAACUGAUAGAGAUCAAAGACUUUGAUGGUGAUGCCAUCCAGGACCUGGUGCAUUUUGCCUACUCCUCCAAACUCACAUUAACUGUGGACAAUGUCCAGCCGCUGCUUUAUGCUGCCUGCAUCCUUCAGGUGGAGUUGGUGGCGAGAGCCUGCUGUGAGUACAUGAAGGCCCACUUUCACCCCACCAACUGCCUGGCAGUUCGUACUUUUGCCGAGAGCCACAAUCGUGUGGACCUGAUGGACAUGGCUGACCGUUAUGCCUGCGAGCACUUCAUUGAGGUAGUGGAGUGUGAGGACUUCACCUGCGUUUCUCCCCAGCACUUGCGCACAUUAUUGUCCUCCAGUGAGCUCAACAUCCACUCAGAGACGCAGGUGUAUAAUGCAGCGGUGAAAUGGCUGAAAGCAAACCCACAGCACCACGAGGCCUGGCUGGACCAGAUCAUGUCUCAGGUGCGCCUCCCCCUGCUCCCUGUAGAUUUCCUGACUGGAACUGUGGCUAAGGACGAGAUGAUCAAAGGUAACUUGAGUUGUCGGGACCUGAUGGACGAAGCCAGGAACUACCACCUCCACCUCAGCAACAAGGUGGUGCCUGACUUUGAGUAUUCAAUCCGUACCAUACCCCGGAAACACACUGCAGGGGUUUUGUUCUGUGUGGGUGGCCGGGGGGGUUCUGGCGACCCAUUUCGCAGCAUCGAGUGCUACUCCAUCACUAAGAAUAGCUGGUUUUUCGGCCCUGAAAUGAACAGCAGACGGCGUCACGUGGGUGUAAUAUCUGUAGGAGGCAAGGUUUAUGCUGUUGGGGGUCAUGAUGGUAAUGAGCACUUAGGAAACAUGGAGAUGUUUGACCCCCUGACCAACAAAUGGAUGAUGAAAGCCUCGAUGAACACGAAGAGGAGGGGUAUAGCCCUGGCAGCUCUUGGUGGUCCUAUCUAUGCUAUUGGUGGGCUGGACGACAACUCCUGCUUCAACGACGUGGAGCGUUACGACAUUGAAAGUGACUGCUGGAGCGCGGUGGCUCCGAUGAACACGCCCAGAGGAGGAGUGGGAUCUGUGGCGUUGGGGAGUUUCGUGUAUGCAGUGGGAGGCAACGAUGGCGUGGCAUCACUGUCCAGUGUGGAGCGGUUUAACCCUCACCUCAACAAAUGGACAGAGGUCAGCGAGAUGGGCCAGCGACGGGCUGGAAAUGGAGUCAGCAAACUGAAUGGCUGCCUCUAUGUAGUUGGUGGUUUUGAUGACAACUCACCCCUGAGCUCUGUAGAGCGAUUUGACCCACGAAUACACCGCUGGGAGUAUGUGUCUGAGCUGACCACCCCACGUGGCGGAGUCGGGGUUGCUACCGUAAUGGGAAGAGUGUUCGCAGUCGGGGGCCACAAUGGGAACAUCUACCUGAACACGGUGGAGGCCUUUGAGCCUCGAAUGAACAGAUGGGAGCUGGUGGGUUCAGUGUCUCACUGCCGUGCCGGAGCCGGAGUGGCUGUCUGUUUGUCUCACGUCAGCCAGAUCAGGGACGUUGGCCAGGGCUCCAGCAACGUGGUCAACUGCAUGUGACCGCCGCUCCGCUAAUUACCAGGUGACUGACUGCCAGGUCGCCAUCAGAUCUGAUCAUUGCACAAGCACACGCAACACAAAGCACACAGACAGUGACAGAGUGAUUUCGCCCAGCAACAUUAUCACUGUCAACACAUGUCCGAACAACAGCCUCAAAACUGAUGUUCAAUUUGCACUCAGUGACUGAGGAAUAUUAGGGAGAUUUUACUGACUUGAAGUGCAUCUGACAAAUCUGAAGUCUUCUCUGACACAUUCGAGACAUUAUUCUUGACUCAUGCUGGUGUUAUUUGCAAUCAGUGAUGUAUUUUGUACUGUAUUUUCUUUUGUUUGACUGCCUUGACAUAGUUUUGACUUUUUUAAAGGGAAAAUAGAAGCUGAGCCUUGUAUUUGAUACUAACCUCUUGAGAAUGAGGGGUGAGCUUGGAUUCAGAACUACUAGGUUACUUAACCGCGCACAUAAUGAACAUGGGUUAUUUAGUGGGCCAGUAUGAAAAUAAUUCAAAUGUCUCUUGUUUAAGACAAUCUCUUUGGCUCUGCAGUUGUUUUCAUUAUCUGGAGAGAUGUGAAAAAUCAGUAAAAAAAAAAAAAAAAAAAAAAAAAAAAGGAUUCAUACUGGAUUCGACACCUUGUUUGCCGUGCAGCACGUAAAAUUUAAAUCACUAACAUUUUCAUCAGUCAGUGUCAAGUAGGAUCUUAGGAUGUCAACUUCAUUUCCAAGAUUCCUAUGAUCUUUUCCCAGGGUAAGUGAAAGCAUCCGCUAUGGCAGUUUGACUUUAAAGGGUGCAUUUCAGAACUAUUGUAUCAGCAGUUCCAGCUGCGAUGUACCUGUAAUUGUGUUUGAACAAUCAUUUAAGGCUUACUGGACAAAUCAGUCGCUGGUUAGGAGGCGACACAUCUGAGGAAUUUAACUGAUGCAAGUGCCAAACACAAAUGAACGCGUCACAGCCGCCUUUACCUCGACCCCCGAAUUGAGGAAGGAUUGACAACUAUAUCCCCGAGAGUCGAGGACUGAUCAGAGCAAUACGGUGUAACCUCUCCAGUUCUUUUUCAGUUUACAUUAUUGUGUUGAGAUCUGUUCAAACUGACGGAGGCGGAUUUUCAAAUGUAAGAUUUGUGUUUGACGAUAGCUGGACUGUCAGUAAUCCUAGUCAGAGUUUUCAGAUGUGUAUGAGAUUCAGCUGAGGUUCGUCUCUGCAGAUGGUUCUGUUAUAUUUUAAUAUAUGGACAUUUUUGUAUUAUAAAAUAUGUGUAUCUUUGGUAUUAUCCUUUACUAUACUAUCUAAUCCAUUGCUGUGCACUAUUUUCCUAGAAUAGAUAUGAAGUCUGAGUAUAUUUUUGUCCUGAAUGGAGAAUUUCUUGUUAUUCAUGUUAUGAGUUUGAAGAUGUUUAUUUAACACUCAAUUCCUAUAUCUGCCAUAUCUAGGAAAAAUGUAAUAAUUUCUGGCAACAGAUUUGUUUUUCAGAAUAGGCUGAUGACUUCAAAACAGAAAUGCUAUAUAUGGUUUAUACUAGAAGUAUACAUAUUAUUGCACAGUUUGUGUCCCACUUCAUUAAUAAUAUCAAACAUUUUUACUCCAAAACUCAAAUUAUUGCCAACUUUGUUAGCAGAUGAGCUAGAUACAGAGUCUUUUGUAAACCUUACCGUACUUUGUGUUGUUCUUCCUCCUGACUGCUUCCAUCUUGUGCUUUUUAUUCACAUGGUAUUGGUAUAAAUUGGUACAAUAAAGUUAUGUGUAAAGGUUCA
This is a messenger RNA of Seriola aureovittata, 3995 nucleotides long. RefSeq names its product kelch-like family member 8 (gene klhl8). Gene Ontology annotation, molecular function: protein binding. Lineage: Eukaryota; Metazoa; Chordata; Actinopteri; Carangiformes; Carangidae. The transcript has 12 exons. The coding region runs from base 407 to 2251 and encodes 614 amino acids. The record is from RefSeq and is a predicted model, not a curated record.